This is a messenger RNA of Rhopalosiphum maidis (corn leaf aphid), 869 nucleotides long. RefSeq names its product cuticle protein 7-like. The record is from RefSeq and is a predicted model, not a curated record. The transcript has 2 exons. Bases 90 to 593 code for a protein of 167 amino acids. NCBI's taxonomy places the organism in Eukaryota, Metazoa, Arthropoda, Insecta, Hemiptera, Aphididae. Gene Ontology annotation, cellular component: extracellular matrix.
GACCGAGUCAUCAGUUACCGAUCUCGUCGUCGACAAGACUCGCAAAUUUCGAAAAACCGUAACACUCAAAUACACGUAUACAAGCUAAAAUGGCAGCUAAGUUGAUCAUCUUCGCCGCUUGCGUGGCCUCUGCCCUCGCUCAAUACCCAGCCCCGGCUUACAAGCCCGCUUACCCGGCCGCCGCCUACCCAGCACCAGCAUACGCCGCACCAGCUUACUCCGCACCAAAGGCUUACGCUCCGGAACCCGCCUACGCACCAGCCCCGUACAACUUCGAAUACAGCGUAAACGACCCGUCCACAUACGACGUCAAGAGCCAAUCCGAAUACGCCGACGGUAACGGUUACGUCAAGGGAUCUUACAGCCUUUUGGAAGCCGACGGUUCCACCCGCGUCGUCGAAUACACCGCUGACGACUACAACGGUUUCAACGCCGAAGUCAAGAAAAUCGACGGUGGAUACAAGGCCCCGUACAGCGCCCCGGCCCCGGCCUACAAAGCCGCCCCGGCCUACAAACCCGCUUACUCAGCACCGGCCUACAAGCCCGCUUACCCAGCACCGGCCUACAAGCCCGCUCCGUACAAGGCGUACUAAUUACCGCCAUUCCUCUUCGUGAUCUAUCGCAGCCACUCUUCCAGACACUGUAUCUCGUCACCGCCGGUGAAACCGUCUCAAUUUGAUCGUUACCAACUACACCCGUCCGAGUCACAUACACAUUAUUGUGUGUGUGUGUGUAUGUGCGUAUACCUACAACUCGUGUAUAAAUAUUAUGUGUUUUGUAAAUAAUUCUUACUAGACGACAUCAUCAUCAUCAUAGUAUUAUUAUUAUUAUUUUCUGUAUUAUAUCUAUCCGUCGUGAUACUAUAAUAU